Daphnia pulicaria is the source of this 620-nucleotide messenger RNA. RefSeq lists its product as uncharacterized. The record is from RefSeq and is a predicted model, not a curated record. Lineage: Eukaryota; Metazoa; Arthropoda; Branchiopoda; Diplostraca; Daphniidae. The transcript is spliced from 4 exons. Bases 87 to 620 code for a protein of 177 amino acids.
UUUGUCAACAUUCCAUGGUUAAGACUAUGUAAAAUGAACUUGAGGAAUACGAUCUUGUUCCGUUAACAGUGGAACAAAUCAACAGAAUGGCACACAAUUCUACUUGUGUCGAGUUCAUUGAGCUUUUAGUGCUAGCUGCGUUUCCUGAUCGUUAUUUUGAAGACCACAGUUUUGCUGGUAUGACGAACGUGCAAUUCAUUGGACUCUUUCAAAUCAUCGGAAGGUAUUUCGAAACUGCAAUCUUGUCGGGGAAAACAUUGAAGUUGUCGUUGCCUUGCAACCACGAGGCCAAAAGGGAGGUCGCCACCAUAAUGGAAAAAGAGAUCAACUUUUGGAAAAGAGAAAAUGGUUAUAGCAGAUCUAAGGAGCCUGUUAUCCACAACGCUCAACAACAAGACCGAAGUGGUAAUGACCGAGAAGUAGGCGUAAUUCAAUUAAGUGAGAGAGAGCUGGAUGCACUUGCUUUCAAGGCGGAUAGUGUUGGUUUCAUUGGCAAAGUUACCUUAGCCGCUUUUCCAGAGAAUUAUUUUUUGAAGACGGAAAAUACAUCAAAGUCACUCAGUCCGCGACUCCGAUUCAAUUUAUGGUAUUUUCAUAUUCGAAGCAUAUUUAGUCUUUAG